UAUUUGUUUCUCUAUUUCAUCCCUGACUUGUCCCCAGGAUUCUGAAGGGGUUACCUUGGUUUCAGUGUCUUUUGUGUGAAUCCUAUAUGUUAUUUCGCUUGCUUUUAAUGUGCUAGCUAUGUGAGUGUGCGUUAUGAAGUCAGUUACAUUAUUUAUUACUAAAUGAUGAAAGGACUGAGUAGAAAUCUUUGGAAUAGUAAGCGAUGAGAAUGUUAAAUUUGUUAAAACAUUGGUUUCUAAUUUCCUUACCUGGGCAGUCAUUUGAUCUAUUUCCAAAAUCUCAUCCUCAAGUUGGAUUAUUUGGUGUCUGUAUUCGAAACAGGGGGCCUUGCUCGCGUCUGCUACUACUUCCAUUCUUGCUGGGUCAAUAA
This is a messenger RNA of Meloidogyne enterolobii, 371 nucleotides long. The record is from the annotation of a GenBank genome assembly. NCBI's taxonomy places the organism in Eukaryota, Metazoa, Nematoda, Chromadorea, Rhabditida, Meloidogynidae.